UUUGAUUUAGAUUUAACUUGGUAUCUCCGUUACUUUGUUAUUUUACAAGUGAUACUUAUAUCUGGGAUUUUAUUAGAUUUUAUUAAGAAAAUAAUUUAAUUUUCAUUUGAUACUAGAAUUUAAAUCAAGUUUCCGCAUAAUUUGAGAAGUUAAAAAAAUAUUGUCCGAUGCUUCCCGUUGAUUUAAUGAAAGGAUGUGUUUUCAUGUAUAAUUCAAAUUCGGACUUUUUAUAAGGACAGGUAAUAUUUUUAUCAACCUUAUUAGGAGGAGAUUUUUGUGUUCAUUAAAUCAGUACUUUGAAAAGGAUAUAUUUUCAUGGACACUUCAGGUCAUCUCAAAUCUUAUUUAUGACAUUGUAAAAAAUUUAAAGUGUUCUUUUGAAAGGACAUAUGUUAAUAGAGACAAUUCAGAUAAACAUAACUUGAUAUUUUAUGUUUGAUUCCAAAAGGAUAAAAUUCAUUAUACAUAGGAUAUGUAAAUUAAUGUACAGAUGUGUUUGACAACUUGUGAUCUUAAUUAAUUUGGACCUACAUAUGCAAUUAGUGUAUUGUUUAAAAUGUUAGAAGGAUUCUAAUGAACUUGGACCUAGUUAAUUCUCUUGACUUGUAUACGUAGGUUCAGUUGGUUUACCAACUUUCAAAAGAGUAGGUAGAAACUCUGGUAAAACAUUUGUUCCGUUUUAAGACCUAGUUAAUUCUGAAGACAGUAGAUUCAAUUAAUUUUACCAAGUAUCAAAAGUGCAGGUAGAAAUUCUGGUGAAAUAGUUGGAUUAUUUCUGUUUUUACAAUCAUUUGAAGAUUUGUAAGAAACAAUAUAGAAAGUCAUCAGCAUGUAUCUUUUCUGUUAUUGCUAUUAAUUCUGCAGGGAUAUAAAUUCCAUCUAGACAAAUUAUAAAUAUAUGUGAGAGAUAUAAGUUAGUUAACAAUUCAUCAUUUUACGCUAUAUCUAGUCCUGACAGCAAGGGUGGUAUUGGCAAGUAUUGACAACGUUUCACUUAAUUGUACGCUUAAUAUCGAUAUAAAACUAGGGCUAAAGGAAAUGAACCUACGACAGGGAUUAUAACAAUCAUUGAAGUGAUCAGGAAGUCUAUGUUAUUAAGAUACAAAUAUGGGAGAUACAACCGUACACAAUGACAGUCUGAAACUUCAACUGAAAAAACUUAGGAAAGUUUCCUUGACCGAUUCUGAACAACUAAAUAUGUCCGGGAGUAGUGUUAGGAAAAAGUCUGAGUCAGAUAAUGCAAGUUUAAAAUCACCGGUAAAUUGUAAACAUUCGUUUGAGGAUACUAAAAAAUUAAUGUCCGCCACUAAAAAUAAUAACAAUAAUAAUGUAUCAAAGGAUUCUGAAGUGUCGCUGGUUUUAGAUAGUUCUAUAGAAUCGGAUGAAGAACUGACAGAAUCGUCAGAAAUUUUAGAUGUUUCUCUGUGCAUUGAAGAACCUGAUGAUCAGCCUAAAUCACCGACAGACUCACUAUCUAGGGAUUGUAAUGGCGUACAAGUGACUGUAAACAAUAACAGAGGAUCAACAAGUUCAGAGGAGGCGAGUUCUCCCGCUAAAGCCAAGAAAAACUGUAAAUUACAUAAAUCUGAAUCUUUUGGACCAAUCAAAUUAAGGAAAACAGGAGGAGAAAUUUUAUUAUCCAGAUACCACAAGUUUACUUGCCCAGAGCAGCCUGGUUAUGUUGGAUUUGCCAAUCUUCCCAACCAAGUUCAUCGUAAAUCUGUCAAGAAAGGCUUUGAGUUCACUCUUAUGGUAGUUGGUGAAUCAGGCCUUGGAAAGUCAACACUAGUCAAUAGUUUAUUUCUAACAGAUUUAUAUCCUGAAAGACAGAUACAUUCAGCAGCAGAGAAAAUCAAGCAGACAGUAAAGAUAGAUGCUUCUACAGUAGAAAUAGAAGAACGAGGAGUGAAACUGAGGCUGACUGUUGUAGAUACUCCAGGCUUUGGAGACUCAUUAAAUUCUGUAGAUUGUUUUAAACCUAUCAUCCAAUAUGUUGAUGAUCAGUUUGAGAGGUAUCUACAAGACGAGAGUGGACUUAACAGACGACACAUCAUUGAUAAUAGGGUCCAUUGUUGUUUCUACUUCAUCAACCCCUCAGGUCAUGGGUUACGACCCCUUGACAUAACAUUUAUGAGAGCAGUUCACCAUAAAGUAAACAUUGUACCUGUAAUAGCUAAAGCUGAUACCCUCACAAAACAUGAAGUUCAAAGGUUAAAGAAAAGGGUUCUGGACCAGAUAGAUGAAUAUGGAAUCAGUAUCUACCCACUACCUGAUUGUGACUCAGAUGAAGAUGAAGACUACAGAGAACAGUGUCGUCAGCUCAAGGAAGCAGUGCCUUUUGCAGUCAUUGGAGCCAAUACAGUUAUUGAAGUUAAAGGUCGUAAGGUCAGAGGUCGUAUGUACCCAUGGGGUGUAGUUGAAGUAGAAAAUCCAGAACAUUGUGAUUUCAUUAAACUGAGGACCAUGCUCAUUACACAUAUGCAGGACUUACAAGAAGUUACACAAGAAGUGCAUUAUGAGAACUUUAGAGCUGACAAACUUGCAGGAGGAGGGGGCCAGGCUGUUCCAAAGAAAGUCAGAGGACGGCAGCGUGAAGAAGCUGUUGAGCAGGAUAAAAAUCGUCGCCCUGAAAGUAUGGUUGGUGGUGAUGAGAAGGAAAAACAAUUACAAGAAAAAGAUGCAGAGCUGAGGAGGAUGCAAGAGAUGGUAGCUAGAAUGCAGGCUGAGAUGGAACAACAAAAACGUAUGGCUGGAACACCAGGCAAACAAAAUGGGGGAAUCAAAACAGAAAAUGUCUAGAUUUAGUGCCACAUAUUAGAUGGAAAACAAGUUUUUAUGACAACAUGGUGCUACCAAGGCAACAGUUUAUUACUAACAUUGAGUUGGAAUGGCAUUUGUUUUCUAACAGAAUUUUCCAUCAAAUUGCAACAGUUUCUAAACUUUUUGUAUUUCAUUCCUUGUUAAAGAUCAAAAUCAUAUUUUGUCAGAAAUUUUAUAUUUAUUGUAAACAGUUGCAAUUUAUUUUUAUGGUGUAUUUUUUGUUGCUUGUUUUAUUUUGCAAAUAUUUACAAAGGGAGACAAAUGUGACAUGUGAAAGGGAAGAACUGUGCAAUUAUCUCGUACUUAUUCAACACAUAUUCAUACAAAUGUUUCAGACCUUAAUCACUUGUGGGAAAUUAAAUGUUAAUUCAGUAUUAUGAAAUAUGAUAGGUCGAAGAUGUUAGAUACAACAAAUAUUUAACCAAUGAAUUUCUUUAUUACAUUAUAAAGUAGAUCAAUGUGUUCUUCUUACUAAUGAGUUGAAUUAUAUGACAUGGAUUUUCUUUUUAGUUAUUGAUCUCUUAAUUUGCUUCAAUUAACUUUUGGCAUUUUAUUAUUCUUAACUACUGAAAAAUAUAUUCUAGUCAAUUUCUCUUGCCAGCUUUAAGCUUUAAUGAUACUUAAUAUUUUACACAACUACAGCAAGUAUAGUGUUGUUUUUUUUAAGAUCUCAAUGAUAAAUUGUGUUUCAAAUUUUCAGAAAAAGGCAGUUUGGGAUAUUUGAUGUUUUCAGUAACUUCAAAUUAAAAUGGAUCCAGUAGGAAUAAGCUAAAGUAACUUUUUAUAAAUAAAAAAAAAAAGUAUUAGCGAUCACUUAUAGAUAUAAAAAUGUUUUGUCCAAAUUGUUUGGGGUUAUAGCCUGAGCAAAAUUUUAACAUGUACAUACAGGAAGUAGUUUAGAGCCUGUAUCCCUGUAGACCAUUAAUUGUAUCUUUAGUAGACAUUCCUUCGGUGUAGUUUGUCAGAGGGACCAGGUCUCUGUCAUAUUUGUUUUAACAGCCUUAUCUGAAAUGAUUUAAUGCACCAAGACUUAGUAUGUGAAUCCAAAACCUGAAUUGUUUCAUAGUAUUUUUACAUUAAUCAGUAAAAUACCCUCAGCUGAAAUAAUGUUUUCACAUUUUCUGUUGAAUUCUAAUUCAUUCAUGUAUAGGUAUUAGAAUACCUCAAAACAGAUCCUUGCUUGGGAACGGCAGGUUCAUUCCUAUUUAAAAAAAAUAUUUCAGGAUACCAGCAAAAAGUUAUUACUGUUGAUUUAUUAAAGUGCUAAUUUACCAAUUGAAAAAUACUGCUGAAUAAUGAACAAAAACCUAUACAAAUGUCUUCCUCAAGAGGGAUAACUCUAUAAGUCAACAGAACGUUUAAUGGCAUUGUGUUAUCUCAGACCAAUUCUAUAAAGAAAAUAAUUGUUACUUAUGUUUUGUGCCUAUUUUCUGCAAAUCUUUGUUGCAACUAGCUUGUAAUUUUUUAAAAGGAAAAUCAAUAAAAAUAGAAAUAAACAAAUAUUUUAGAAUUUGCUUUUUAAUUGAAGUGAUACACCAACUCUCCCACCAAAAACAAAUUCAGUAUUUUUAUGCAUUUAUUUCUAUAGAAUCUCAUACUUCUACAUAGUUUAUAGUCAGCAAUAAUUUUAUAUCAUUUUACUGCAUAACUGUAAUUAUUCCAUUUAUUUGUGUCAAAUUUUAUUUAUUUGUUGUUUCGUAUAUUAAUCACGUUCAUUUAUGUCUGGUGUUUCUGUUCUGACCAGUCUCAAAAUUAUUCUUAGAUGAUAACAGGUUUGAUAUUGUCACAAUUUCUUCAUAUCAUUCGAAAUUUAAAACAUUGGUACGUUUUCCUUAUUUAUUAAACUAUUUGUCAAAUGGAAUAGAUUUUAUAUUCAGACUAGCACCAGUCAUACGAUUAACUACAAAGUCACUGACGCAGGCCAAUGAAAAUGUCAAUGGACCAAUAUCCUGCUUCUUUAUAUAGGUGCUACGAAUCUAAUAGAUAAAAAGAAAACUAAUUUAGGGAGUAAGCCAAAAGGUUUUUCAUGAAACUUUUAAUGCAAUGCAUAUAUCAUGGACUUAAUUAAGAAAUUGAAAAUAUUCAUGAUAUAAGAGAUUUUGUAAACUGUAGAAAUGAAAUGACAAAUUUUGUAUUUAAAAUGUUCAAAGAAUCAUUUAUUUCAAUUGAAUGCUCAUCAUUGAUCAAUUAGAAUAUUUUUACAUUUUUAUGACUUAUUAAAAAACUUAUUUUUGACUGGUGAGGCAGUAAUAACCACUGUAAAAUGUGUAUUAUGUGUAACAUAUACAAUCAAUCAUAUACAAAAAUGAAUUAUACAUUCAACAAAUGAAAAUAAUAAAAAUUUUAUGUAA
Mytilus californianus (California mussel) is the source of this 5171-nucleotide messenger RNA. Its product is annotated as septin-2B-like. Gene Ontology annotation, molecular function: GTPase activity; molecular adaptor activity; GTP binding. Gene Ontology annotation, biological process: cell division; regulation of exocytosis; cytoskeleton-dependent cytokinesis. The record is from RefSeq and is a predicted model, not a curated record. NCBI's taxonomy places the organism in Eukaryota, Metazoa, Mollusca, Bivalvia, Mytilida, Mytilidae. The transcript is spliced from 13 exons. The coding region runs from base 1108 to 2799 and encodes 563 amino acids. Gene Ontology annotation, cellular component: cell division site; microtubule cytoskeleton; septin complex.